Molecule: messenger RNA, 2325 nt
Organism: Rosa chinensis
Lineage: Eukaryota; Viridiplantae; Streptophyta; Magnoliopsida; Rosales; Rosaceae
Exons: 5
Coding region: 84-1874 (596 amino acids)
Biological process (GO): signal transduction
Source: RefSeq, a predicted model, not a curated record
CUAGCUUUUGCAGCAUAUCAUGUGAAAGAAAAAUUUGUGCUGAGUUUCGGCGAUUCCGGCCAGGCGCCAGCUGAACUUUCAAGAUGUUGUUCUAUACGUAUGUCAUAGUAGGAGGAAGAUUUCCAUGGAGUAAACCUUCCGUGCAGCGUCUAAGGAAAAUUUUCAGGAAAAUUUUCUCCGACAAUCCAUUUAUUAGAAGUGAUCUAUACGGCCUAGAUCCAGAUAUAAAGAAACAAAGGGAAAUGUUAGAAAGGAUGGACGAAAUCAAUAAGGUAGCUCAUCUAUUUCUUGUGACAAAAAAUUUGGCACGGUCGGAGGCUGCAUUAGAUAAACUCUCGGAGCUUCUGGGAGAAGCGGAUAAUAAUGUAGAAAAAACAGUGCUGCCAGUAUUCUACGGUGUUGAUCCCUCCGAUGUACGACAUCAAACAGGAAGUUUUGCUCAAGCCUUUGCAGACCAUGAGAUAAAGUACAAGGAUGACCCACAAAAAGUAAAAAGAUGGAGAGCUGCUUUAACGAAACUGGGAAAUCUCGCAGGCUGGGUUUCAAAGGACUGGCACGAAACAGAACUCAUUCUAGCAGUUAUUCAUAAGAUACGGAAACAUGUGCCGUCAACACCUGUUUGUCGACGGAGGCAUGAUGUCUUUCUAAGUUUUAGAGGGAAGGAUACCCGCUUGAAUUUUACGGACCAUCUAUAUGCUGCAUUAAUUCAGUGCGGAAUUUCCACCUUCAGAGAUGACAUAGAUCUUGAGAAAGGAAAGUCCAUUCGCAAACAACUCGACAAAGCAAUUGAGGGAUCAAAGGUUUGGGUUGUCAUCGUUUCACCAGACUAUGCUUCCUCAAAAUGGUGCUUGAGUGAGCUUUUGAAGAUUCUUGAAUGCAGAAAAGCAUCUAAAGUGGGAGGGAAGAAUGAAACUUUGAUGAAGCCAUCUGCAGAAUAUGAAGAACAAGUUCAUACCCUGGUGAAUGGAGACAAAACACAUAAGGGGAAGGCUAGUUUGCGGAACAAGGAAAACAUCACUGAUCAUAAUAAAAGGGAAAUGGGUGAGUUUAGACUUGGUGUUACCUAUGGCGGAAAGUGGGUUGGUUCUGUUUACAUAGGUGGUAGGACAGAAGAAAUAGUGGUUUCAGAAGACAUUACUUAUAAUGAGCUUCUAGAUCAACUGUAUCAUAUUGUUGGAGUAUCUCCAAAUGACAAUGAGAUCAAGAUCAGUACGAUUGAUGAAUCAAAAUCACCAGCUUAUCCUGUGGAGAUAAUCAAUGAUGAUGACCUCAAAAAUUUUAUUGAUCAGAGCAUUUCUUCCGAUAUGCACUUGAAGCAUCCAUUGCCAAAUUCCUUUGAAAGCAGGAGUAUUGAAGUUAGAGUUUUGGUUAACCAUGAUGGGGAGUGGGUGAAUUCCACAUAUGUCGGUGGCAAAACGAAAGGAAUAAUAAUCUCAGAGGACAUUACGUAUCAAGAACUUGUUGAUAGAGUGUAUGGUGUUGUGGGAGUUGAUCCAAAUGAAUAUAAGUUGAUUCUGAAGACUGCAUAUAAAUCAAAUCUACCUACUCAACCUGUGGAGAUAAUCGAUGAUGAAGGCCUUGCAUUUUUUAUCCACGAUGAGAAUCUUUCACUGGGUAUGAGCUCCAUAUUUACUUUGUGCACUACUCUUGAACGACGGGCAUUUCCUAAUGGAAGGAUGGAGACGUCAUCACAAAAUAGUGCUACGAUGGAGUCAUCAAAGAGUAAUUGUACAACACAUCUGAGGAGGUUUGGGACAUAUCAGAGUUGCAUUCCUUCUAUGACACCUGAUAAGAUGCCUUAUCUUCAUACUCAAGUUAGACUGUCGUCACCAAAUGUUCCUUGUAUGCAGCAGCAACAACAUUCUUACCAAUAAACGAUGUCUCAGCCUUGCUACCAGCAAUAUCAACCAUCCUUUCAGCAGCUGCAGCCUCAUUACCAACAACUUCAUCCUUCCUACAUGCAGCCGCCACCACCAAUUCAUCAAGUGCCUGUUGGUGCAGAAAAAUUCCGUAGAGGAGUUUGACUCACCAAUGAAUGCGGACUGGAGCGGGAGCUAACCGGGAACAAUCGAGAAGCUUCCCUCGAGCGUUGACUCGAAGUUUGACCGUCGGCUCGAGGAGGAGGGGGUACCUGCAGAAAACUCUCUGAUGCCUAAGUCAGUACGUUUCUUAGUAGUGGAGCAGAGAGAAUUGGAAUUCGAUUGAUUACCUGGACGUCAAGCCUCCUUUAUAUAGGCGAUGACUUACUUAGGGACCAAGCCGCCAUUAUUUCUGCUUUUAUGACUGCAUUUAUUUACACACUUAUGAUGACAAUUAUUGUUGCAC